AUGAUUUUCCUACAAUUCGAGACAGCCCGAAAGCCCUACCAUGCCCGAAAGCCCCAUCAAGCUCCGGACCGAAAGCCCCAUCGAAAUCUGGACAACGAGAUCAAUGCGGGGCUGGAUGAGGUGCUUAAUGGGUACCUAGAUCAGGACCUGGAUACGGAGCUGAAUGAUCUGCCGGAGAAGGACACCAUCCACGGUCAGAUGGAUCGAGACCAAGAUCAAGAUCUGGACUCAGACCUGGAGCCUGGUGGGUUAUAUGUGGUGGUGCAAGAGCUGGAGCGGCAACUAGAGCAGGGGCAAAAGCCGAGCCGACAGCUGGUUCAAGAGCUGGCUGAACUGCUGGAGGAGUUCCUCGUAACCGAGCCGGAGGAGUCCGAAAGCUCCGAAGAUAUGUGGGAUGACAAGUCGGAGCGGGAAUGCAUCUGCCAAUACUACUGUGAGCGGGAAUGCAGGUGCGGAUGCCACUCCAAGCAGGCCUACGGCGACAGAUCCGAGGCAAAGGAGCACCAUGAGGACCCGUGGGAAAACUACUCCAAGUGGGACCUACGGCGAUAG
This is a messenger RNA of Gaeumannomyces tritici R3-111a-1, 552 nucleotides long. RefSeq lists its product as hypothetical. The record is from RefSeq and is a predicted model, not a curated record. The transcript has a single exon. Lineage: Eukaryota; Fungi; Ascomycota; Sordariomycetes; Magnaporthales; Magnaporthaceae. Bases 1 to 552 code for a protein of 183 amino acids.